Messenger RNA from Ustilaginoidea virens, 1740 nucleotides. RefSeq lists its product as uncharacterized. The record is from RefSeq and is a predicted model, not a curated record. Gene Ontology annotation, molecular function: peptidase activity. NCBI's taxonomy places the organism in Eukaryota, Fungi, Ascomycota, Sordariomycetes, Hypocreales, Clavicipitaceae. Gene Ontology annotation, biological process: protein modification by small protein removal. The coding region runs from base 1 to 1740 and encodes 579 amino acids. The transcript has 2 exons.
AUGGAGGUCCAGCUGCUGGUCUACGACCUGUCUCGGGGUCUGGCUCGCCAAAUGUCCAUGGGCUUGCUCGGAUUUCAGCUCGACGCCAUCUACCACACGUCGAUUCAAUUAAGCGGCCGCGAGUACGUCUACGACGGCGGCAUCGUCGCCAUCACUCCCGGGUCAUCGCAUCUGGGCAAGCCCAUGGAGAGGAUUCCUCUCGGGACCACCAACCUGCCCAUGGACAUUAUCGACGAGUACUUGGACUCUCUACGUCCGAUAUUCACCGUCGAGGCAUACGACCUGUUCCGCCACAACUGCAACAACUUUAGCGACUCGUUUGCCAACUUCCUGGUUGGCAGGGGCAUACCGAGCCACAUUUCGAGCAUGCCGCAAGCCGUGCUGGACUCGCCCAUGGGCCGGAUGCUGCUGCCACAGCUCGUGCAGGGCGUGAACGCCAGGCGAUCAAACGGGUCCAUCCUGGGGUUGGAACAAGGCGCGGCGGCAGCAGCCCCUUCUCACGGAGCCAAGGCCCACGGCGUCAAGACGGCAUCGACGUCGGACCAACUAUCUCAGCUCUUGCACGGCGCGACGCAGUCCUGCGCCAUUGUCUUCUUCACCUCGGCAACCUGCCCGCCUUGCAAGAUGAUGUACCCUCUCUACGAUCAGCUGGCCGAUGAGCUUGGCGCACAAGUCACCUUCAUCAAGGUUGACGUCAGCCAACCCGCAUCCCUGGACAUUGCGCAAAACUACUCUGUCCGAGCCACGCCGACCUUUGUCACGCUGCUCAGAGGGAAAGAGGAGAACAGGUGGAGCGGAGCAGAUCAGGCAGCCUUGCGCGGAAACGUGCAACUGCUUGCGCAAAUGGCCCAUCCGCACCACCCGCACGAGAGACUACGCCUACCGACUUUUUCCAACCCGGCCGUCAAGCCUAUACUGUACUCCAAAAUGCCGCCUCUGGCAAAACUCGACGCCAAGAUGGGGGAUCGAAUAGCCAACGAUGCCCGGUUGAAAAAGCUCAAGCAGUUUAUCGAGACGAGAGACAGCGUGGGUCCGCAGGACGCACUUCUCCCAGACCUGGAGGAACUGUCUGGAUUCAUCCACGAGGCAGUUUCAGCCGCGGCUCCAGAGAUUCCGUUUGCCGUGAUUGACCUAUUCCGAUGCGCUCUUGCCGACCCUCGCGUGAGUGCCUAUUACGCGGAGGAAUCGAGCCACAGGACAAUCGAGGCUGUCCUGGGUGCGGUCAAUAGCCAAGAUUCGUGUCCUUAUGCCCUGCGGUUGGUGACGGUGCAACUGGCGUGCAACAUGUUCUCAACACCACUGUUUCACGCCCAAGCUCUCCGCAACGCGACUCUGCGGACAUCCCUGGUCCGCUUAGUAUCGACGAGCUUUCUAGACGACGCGCACAACAGCGUGCGCGUGGCGUCGUCGUCCCUCCUGUUCAACAUUGCUCUGGCGAACCGUCGAGCCAGGAAGGGCGGUGCCGAUGACGCGCUUCCAGAGAAGGACGAGGUGGAGUUGGCAGCCGCACUUGUGGAAGCCAUCGGCCAGGAAACGAAGUCGAUGGAAGCGCUGCAGGGCAUGCUGUCCGCGCUGGGUCAUCUUGUAUUUGGAACCAGUCUAGACGGAGAAUUGGCCGACUUGUUGAGGGCGUUGGACGCGCAGGAGCUGAUCAAGGCCAAAAGGAAGCAGUUUCCGAAGGAGAAGCUGAUAUCCGAAGUGGGCGACGAAUUGCUCGGCAACGGGUUGAGGAAGCCGUAG